Lucilia sericata (common green bottle fly) is the source of this 570-nucleotide messenger RNA. Its product is annotated as secreted RxLR effector protein 161-like. Lineage: Eukaryota; Metazoa; Arthropoda; Insecta; Diptera; Calliphoridae. The record is from RefSeq and is a predicted model, not a curated record. Bases 1 to 570 code for a protein of 189 amino acids. The transcript has a single exon.
AUGCUCAGUUGUAGGCCUGAUAUAUGUUUUUGUGUGGCGUAUAUGGGACGAUUUCAAGAAAAUCCAACUGAAACACAUUGGCAACAUCUUAAAAGAAUUGUACGUUAUUUAAAGGGUACAAAGAAUAUGAAACUAGUAUUUUCCCCAAAUAAUGAAAUUCCCAUAUUUGGAUUUGCCGAUGCUGAUUGGGCAAAUGAUAUAAAUGAUCGAAAAUCAGUUAGUGGAUACCUGUUCAAAGUUUAUGGUUGUUGUGUUUCAUGGUCUUCAAAGAAACAACAAACAGUGGCAACUUCCUCAAGCGAAGCAGAGUAUAUAGCAUUAAGUGCAGCAGUUUCAGAAGCCUUAUGGUUACGUGGUUUGAUGCAAGAUUUACAAGAAAUUAAAAAUGAAACUGUCACAAUAUAUGAAGACAAUAAAGGGUGCAUCGGUAUGGCUAAUACUUCUGAAAUCAAAAGAGCUAAACAUAUAGAUGUAAAACAUCAUUUCAUUCGUGAUAAUGUUGCUAAAGGAUAUGUAAAAAUUGAGUCUAUACGGUCAAAAGAUCAAGGCCUUAGAUAUCAAGCGUUUUAG